GGACUGCUUUGAUUCAUGCUGUUGAGGGGCCACAUUUUUGGGAUUAGCAGACUAUUAAUGCAUCCAGAACUGAGCGCAUGAAGGAGGAGAAGAUGAAUGUAGAGGCUCUGAGCAGAGCAGAGCUGCUGACUCUCCUCAGUAUCUUGGAGGGAGAGCUGGAAGCCCAGGAUGUCGUCAUACAUGCAAUGAGGGCUCAGCACAGAGAUGCUUUCGUCCAGGAGCGCUAUGGCCAGUAUGACCUCAGCGAUCCAUUUCUGGCCCUGCAGCGAGACAGCGAACCCGAGGAGCGCCAAAGCACACUCAACCAACCUCACACACACCUGCAGGAGCGGGCGGUGGGCCCAAACCCUCUGGCUGUGCUUAAACUGGUCAUGGCUCACUGCAAGAGGAUGCAGGAGAGGAUGAUGGGACAGUUGGCGGGUGCUGAGAGCAGACACAGGAGGAUGAUAGCUGAUCUAGAUGAGGAGAAACGCCGGCGUGCCCAGGAGUCUGCGCAGAACGAUGACUUCACCUUCUUGCUGCAGACAGAAAGAGACAAACUCUUGCAGCAGUUGGAAGUUGAGCGAGCAGCAGUGCGGAGGUUAGAGAAGGAACAGGCCCAGGCGGUGAGCCAGGUGGAGGAGUCGCUAUCCCAGCAGCAGCAUCUUUCCUCAACUCUGAGUCUGGAGCUCCAGAAAGCCAGCAGCCAUGCCCAGGAGGAGGCUCAGAAGGUCACCCAGCUCCACACUUUGCUCAAAGAGGAGACUAGCACACUGAACAAGCUCCAGGGGAUCCUUGAAGAUGAAAAGAGCAGGGCAGCCCAGUUAGAGGCUACAUUUGAGAGGCAGCAGGCUGAUUUUGAAACAGAACGAGAGCAGAUGAAAGACAGGAUCAGCAAAGAGGAGGAAAGGAGUAGGGAGCUUGAGAGACAGAUUGAGGAGCUGAGUAAAAGGUUAGCUGAAACUGGAGGAUGUAAAGAAGAGGUAAAGGAGGCUGUGACAGAUGUGAAAGAGUUGCCUUCCAAAAUUAUGGUGGUGUCCACCUCUGUUCAGACUGAGCCAGAUGGAAAGAUAACUGCCACUCCUAAAACCACCUCAAAGGUCAAUGGUCAUCACAUUCUUAAAGAGACAGAACUGACACAGGAAGGGAGAGGAGCAGAAAAUAUUGGGGUAGUGGAAAAUGGGGGAGGAGCAGCUUUGCAUUCUCCUCUCCACCCUCAUCCUCACUCUCCCUCCAGCACAGCCUCAUCUUCCCUCUCCUCUUCCCCCAUUUCAUCACCUGUUCUGGCCAAGCGUCUCGGCAGCCCAGGCUUCCAUCAAUCCUCCUACCAGGCAGGAGUCAACCAGCGAUUCCAGGCCGCCAGACACAAGUUCCAGUCCCAGGCUGAGCUGGAGCAGCAACAUCCGGGUGGCCCUCUUUCCCCCAGGGACCUCUCACCCACCACCUCCUGCAUCCCUCCUCCACCAGAGAACAGCACAGCUAAGCAGCUGGCCCGCAACACGGUAACACAGGUGUUGUCUCGGUUCACCAACCAGCAGGCUGGUGUCAAGCUUGCGCCAAUCAGCAACUCUCCGUUUGGUACAGACUACCGCAAUAUAGCAGUGUCUCCUACUGGGGGGAGGUCGCCUUCUUCAGGGCCUCUAUCUCCGGGCAUCCGCUCACCCCUCACUCCAUGCUCAGAGAAGACCCAUCCUCCUCCAAUUCCUCCAAAGAAGCCAGGCAUGAGUCCGACUCCGGGCUCCCCAAUUCACACUGCCCGGACCAGCCUCUUCCCAGAGCUGACAGGGAACUGUGGGCACAGUGGGCAGGAGGGAGCCAAGGAGCCAGACCUGGUUUUAUCUUCUAGCAGCUAACAGCCAGAUUAUACUGUUAAAUAAGUCAUGCCCAAAUCAACAGCUACUGUAAUAUUCAUUUUCACUAGCUCUUAAAUCCACAUCAUAGCACUCAUUAUUAGUUGAAUAGGAUCCAACUAAACACUUCAAUGCUGGCCUGUUUCAAACAGAUGCAUUUGUUGAACCCUACCUGUACAUCACAACCUGAGAAACAAUUAGAAAAGAGAUAAAUAACUUUAUUAUCUUUAUUCCUUAAUAUAUAAGUUUGAAGUUUUAGGAGGAAACUAUUUAUCUGUUUUCUAGUUAAAAAAAAAACAUUUUUAAGAGACCAAGAUCUGUUUGUUUUGGGGGGGGGAAAGAAGUUACUGUUAAGAUUUCAUUGUAGAACACUCCGUUCCUUUCCCCUCCAGUGCUGUCCUGUUAGGAGCAGUAAAGACAACAGAAGUCCAAAACCAUGUAGUUAGUAUAAGGAAAAUAAUGAAAGUAGAGCAAAGCAAACACGUAGCUGACACCAAUCCACAAUAAAAUAGUAGAGUAGUUGAAAUGCUUUCCUAGUUCAUUUUUUUUAGCAGUUUAACAUUAUACUGUAAAUACAGUAGAUUAAAGAAUCCACACACGAUUCUCUUUUAAGUCUAUGAAUGCACAGCUUUUAUAUGUUGUUUUUUCUACUACACUUGUCAUGAGUACACUGAACCUUGUUCUUGAAAAGGGAGAGCACACUUUGCACUACAUUACUGUAAGAGACUGUAUGUCUACAAUUUUAUAUUUUAUUCAGGGACAGUUAAUUUCUGCUUUACCAAGACGAUCCAUGUGUCAUGUUUAUGCCAUAGUGUCAUAAUUCGUUGGGAUAUUCCGUCCAUGAACAUAAUGGGGACUAAAGGUUUGAUUCUUGCUACUGUAACUGCUUUUUCUAAAUCUGUCAUAUAAUUUACAUAGUAUUGUGUCUUGUCUUAACAGUUCUACAUAUCAGAUGUUUUAGGUUAAACAGAUUUUUAAAAUGUAUUCAACGAUGGCUCAUUAACUGGCUUUAAAACUGAGAAGUAGAUUAAAUAAACUCAUAUUUUAGCCAAUCAAAUUACAUAAGUUGAUUUAUACACUACUGUGUCUGUGAAAGGAAAUCCCCUCACAUAUUUAUAUCAUGAACACCUGCACAUGUAGUGCUAUUUUAAAUAAACUGUCCAAGCCUUAAAACAUAAAGUGUGUCAAAACUUUUCUAU
This is a messenger RNA of Scomber scombrus (Atlantic mackerel), 3028 nucleotides long. Its product is annotated as CTTNBP2 N-terminal-like protein. Lineage: Eukaryota; Metazoa; Chordata; Actinopteri; Scombriformes; Scombridae. Bases 78 to 1832 code for a protein of 584 amino acids. The record is from RefSeq and is a predicted model, not a curated record. The transcript is spliced from 5 exons.